Molecule: messenger RNA, 690 nt
Organism: Ostreobium quekettii
Lineage: Eukaryota; Viridiplantae; Chlorophyta; Ulvophyceae; Bryopsidales; Ostreobiaceae
Source: the annotation of a GenBank genome assembly
AUGGCCAAUUGGUUCCUGCGCAUUUUCGGCAUGGGCGGCGAUGGCCAAAAUUCCAGCACCCCGGUUCUGACGAAGGAUCGCGCGGCCGAGAGCAUGAUCAACUCGCUCGAGAGUCUGAACGAGACGGAGGAGAGCCUGGAGAAGAAACGCGCGCUGCUUGAGAAGCGGAUCAAGGAUGAGCUGGAGAAGGCCAAGGCAUUGAACGCGCAGGCCAAGAAGAAGGAGGCGCUGCUUGCGCUGAAGAAGAAGAAGAUGUUGGAGUCCCAGAUAGAGCAAACUGAUAACCUUAUCCUCCGGAUAAGCGAGCAACGCAUAAUGCUCGAGAACCAGCGAACCACUGCUGAAGCCGUCUCCACCAUGGUUGGUGCUGCUGAUGCCGCGAAGCAGACCAUGGCCGAGAUGAACAUCGACAAUGUGGACAAGCUGAUGGACGAGAUCAAUGAAGGGAACAACAUGAUGGCCGCUGUCAACGACGCCCUUGGGCAGGGCUUCGACCUGGGGAUCAACCUUGAUGAGGAUGAGCUCGAUGAAGAGCUGAAGCAGCUUGAGGCGGAGGCCAACGGCGUGGGGAUGGAUGUGCCUGAGACGCCUCUGCCCUCUGUGCCAACCACCGUUGUGGCACCCAAGGCCAAAGCCAAGGCCCAGGCGGAGGAGGAGCUGGCAGCGUUGGAGGCAGAGUUUGCCAGCUGA